Messenger RNA from Volvox carteri f. nagariensis, 1540 nucleotides. RefSeq lists its product as uncharacterized. Bases 7 to 1191 code for a protein of 394 amino acids. NCBI's taxonomy places the organism in Eukaryota, Viridiplantae, Chlorophyta, Chlorophyceae, Chlamydomonadales, Volvocaceae. The transcript is spliced from 5 exons. The record is from RefSeq and is a predicted model, not a curated record.
CGCGCCAUGCAGCGGCUGGGUUUGGUACUCGUGCCCACUCGCACGCACCUAGAUACGUCCGCCAGUGUCGAUGCCAAGCUUCUGGGGGAAAUUGACACGAGGGGAGUUCAAGUGACAAUGCUUCCGGGCACGAUACACGAGUUCAAGCUCAACCUCACUCAGACACUGGUGGUUGAGAACACGCCUCUGUUCGAUUUCUUGGCGUCAGAGCACUGGUUGGGAAUGGAUGCAGGCGCCAUGCAGGGCAAGUCGUUCGGUGCCUCAGGGGUAAAAAUCGCCACACAAGCCCUUUCCACAGGGGGGCUGCUCCUGAGCGCAGCCAGCUGGGUGCCUGAAUCCGUUGCUCCCGAGCCACCCAAGUACCUGCGCGACCUCCAGGGCGUGGCUGUUAUGAGAGAGUCUAAGGGAAGAGGGCGUCGCACCACCCGGUCGCUGGGUGUAGCAUCGUAUGCUGGCCGCAGGGGAAGGUCCCACGUGUUUCAGGUGGUGUACGACAAUGGAGACGUUGAGGUGGUUAGUGUGAGCGAGUUGUGCAAUCGUGUAGCCCCUACACGCCCCUCUGCCAAGAAAGUGAUGGCGGGAAUCUCUGAGGCCAAGGAGCAUCCGUGCUCGGGCCCGUUCGAGCUUCACACGACCAAGGGGGUCAGCCAAGCUUUGGCCCGUGUGAUGCCGGGAGAGCACAGUCCAAGCAAAGUAAAGGCAUUGGUGACCGCCGGAUGUAAAGGUAUCAUGAGGAAGGAUCUUGUGAGGGCUGAGGAUGUUAGCAUUCUAACGCAAGCCGUCGCAGUUGGUUGUGUGGGAUCAGUGUUUAUCCCUUGGAAGUGGGAUGAGAAGGCAAUGCAGCAGUUGCGGGAGGGUGCCUGCACCGUUCGGUAUAUGCCCGACAAGGCAACCCUCUACGCGGCCCAGCCGCAGAGUUUUGCAAAGGCUCUUUCUGAUGGAAUCGCCAUGCCAAUCAUAGGGUUGGAUAUCUCUGAGGAAGUGAUGGAUGUGGUGUUGCCGGUGGCAUGUCAGCAUGCUGAGGUAGCUGUCAUCGCUGCUGUGCCGCGCACUUAUAUCACGCAGGCGGAUCCGGCACGCUUGCAUUGGCUCCGUGCUGUGCAACGGGACGACCGUUUGAGUGUUUUGCAAGUAGGAACUGUCACGCCAAAACAUCUGGAGCGCACAAAUUACGUGCCACGACCGAGUUAGUCGCUAUCCGCAGGUGGCUAAGCCAACCGAAGGUAGUAAGGCGAACCGCGUGUUGAUUUAUUUGAGACUUUGGGUAGCGUAUAAGGCGCUUUCCGUUGUGAUUUGAGGAUGUUAGGUUGUCGUUCAUCUGUCGUUAGCUGGAUGAGCGUUACGCAUCCAGGGUAGGGCCGGGUGUGAUAAGGCCCGGCGUGGAUCAGUCGGUGCUUCGCCAUAAAUGCGAGUGCGAAGAGGCCAAACAUUUGUCGUUUGGCUCUCGAAGCAACUCUUCGUGAGCGUAUAGACCAUUAUAUUAUUGAAGAUAAUAUAAUCAUAGGAGGGUUGAUAGGACUGUUUUGGUGUAACAAGACUG